Molecule: messenger RNA, 3598 nt
Organism: Drosophila miranda
Lineage: Eukaryota; Metazoa; Arthropoda; Insecta; Diptera; Drosophilidae
Product: FMRFamide receptor
Exons: 2
Coding region: 408-2132 (574 amino acids)
Biological process (GO): G protein-coupled receptor signaling pathway
Cellular component (GO): membrane
Molecular function (GO): G protein-coupled receptor activity
Source: RefSeq, a predicted model, not a curated record
CCCCCCCACGAUCCGACCCCCGCCAUUCAUAUACAUAUGCAAAUGAGUCGAGGAUUUUCGGGAGUUCGACGCGAUUCCCUUGCGCCCGCACGCCCCGCAAAUUAAAUUCCCAAGCUAAACGUGUCGGCGACGCGUGGCCCGGAACCGGGGCCAAGUGGAAGGCUAAGAGCUCUUUACGCCGUGUGACCCCCUGGCCGACAAGGACAGGUGGAACAACAGGUCACAGAACAGAGACUUAGAGACUUGCGGCCGCAGGAUUGAUGUUAGGGCGAAAGUUCUCUGCCAGCUGCAUAGAUGCUACCCCAGUCGCAGGUCGCUCCCAGGACGCCACUCUAGUACCGAGGAACCGAGGAAGACUGCCAGCCGGCGGAGAGUAGACGCCGGACCACCCAAGGACCACCCACGUAAUGAGCGGUGCCGCCGCUCGGCUGCUGCUGCGCCUGGAGCUGCCCGCGCCGGGUGUGAUGCCCCCGCCGCCGACCGACUACGACUGGGGGCCCAUCGGCGAGGAUGAGUUUCUGGCCAGUGCCACGGCCACAGCAACGGCCAGGAGUCACGAGGAUGCGGUGCGCUACGAGAUGGCCGACAUUCUGGGCAGCACGGUGCCCACCACGCUGUACGAGCAGGUGGUGCAGCAGUGGCUGCCGGCCCUGAACGGCAGCUACACGACGCACGGCCCCAACCACACGGACCUGCAGACGGACCUCCUCUAUCCGCACUACGACGACGCGGACUUCGAUCUGGAGCCGAACUGGACGCGCACCUGCGAGGAGGUGUACAAUCCGCUGCUGGAGAACAACCGCAUCGAGUUCUGGGUGUGCGGCGUCCUGAUCAACAUCGUGGGCCUGCUGGGCAUCCUGGGCAAUGUCAUCUCGAUGAUCAUCCUGUCGCGCCCGCAGAUGCGCUCCAGCAUCAAUUACCUGCUGACGGGCCUCGCCCGCUGCGACACCGUGCUGAUCCUCACCUCCAUCCUGCUGUUCGGCAUUCCCUCGAUCUACCCGUAUACGGGGCACUUUUUCGGCUACUACAACAACGUGUAUCCGUUCAUCUCGCCGGUGGUCUUCCCCAUUGCCAUGAUCGCCCAGACGUCGAGCAUCUACAUGACCUUUACGGUGACCCUGGAGCGGUACGUGGCCGUCUGCCAUCCGCUGCGGGCCCGCGCCCUGUGCACCUACGGCCGUGCCAAGAUCUACUUCAUUGUGUGCGUGUGCUUCGCCCUCGCGUACAACAUGCCGCGCUUCUGGGAGGUGCUGACGGUCACCUAUCCGCUGCCCGAGUCGGAUGUGGUGCUGCACUGCGUGCGGCCGUCGCGGCUCCGCCGGAACCAGGCGUACAUCAACAUAUACAUACACUGGUGCUACCUGAUCAUCAACUACAUCAUACCCUUCCUCACCCUGGCCAUACUCAACUGCUUGAUCUACAGGCAGGUGAAGCGGGCGAACCGGGAGCGCCAGCGCCUGUCGCGCUCCGAGAAGCGGGAGAUCGGCCUGGCCACCAUGCUCCUCUGCGUGGUGGUGGUGUUCUUCAUGCUGAACUUCCUGCCGCUGGUCCUGAACAUCUCGGAGGCGUUCUACAACCUGAUCGACCACAAGCUGACGAAGCUCUCCAACCUGCUGAUCACGAUCAACAGCAGCGUCAACUUUCUCAUUUACAUCAUCUUCGGGGAGAAGUUCAAGCGCAUUUUUUUACUCAUUUUUUUCAAACGGCGCCUGAGUCGUGACCAGCCGGAUCUUAUACACUACGAGAGCUCCAUAUCGAACAACGGCGACGGCACCAUCAAUCACCGGUCGUCCGGCCGCUUCUCGCGGCACGGCACACAGCGGAGCACCACCACCACCUACCUGGUGGCCACGGGCGCCGGCGGCGGGGGUGGGGGCGUGGGCGGGGGCGGGGGCAGCACCUCCCAGCUGAACAAUGUCCGACUCACGCAGGUGUCCGGCUCGCCCGGCCUGGUCAAGAUCAAGCGGAAUCGUGCCCCCUCACCGGGUCCGGUGGUCUACUUUCCGGCUCGCGAGAUGCAGCGCUCCGUGUCGACGAACACCAAUUCGGCGACCAAUAAUAACACGGCCAUCGGCUAUGACUGGACGUUGCAGGACAGCAAGAAGCUGGGGCAUGUCUCCUCGGGCUUCUGAGGGAUUCCCUGAUCCCUCAGUCCACUGGUCAUGUACAUACACCUAAAUAUAUCCAAAGAGAUCAGGCUUUAUCUAAACGAAUAUAAUAUAAUAUACUCUAACAUAUGUAUCUGUAUCUGUAUAUGUAUAUGUAUCUGUAUAUGUAUCUUUAUCUGUAGUGAAGGCAUCAAACUAUGCGCUCCAAGCGUUGCGUUACUUUGUGAUAAGCGUUAAGUGUUUCCUGCUCCUACUUCUACUCCUACUCCUCUUGCAACUUGAACUACUUUACCUCCUCCUUAAAUAUUUCUCGAAUUCAAAGUACAGGUACGAGUAGUAGCAGGCCCCACUGUAGUGUCUUCUUGUCUCGUCUUGUCUCGUCUUGUCUUGUAAAAACUGCUCAAUCAAUCGAAUUUCUUUCAAUUUUGCACUAAAUUAGACAGCAAAAGUUUUCCAGAGUCAUUCGCAAUAUCGUUUUGCCGACCCAGCCGACCCAGCCGACCCAGCCGACCCGUUCACGCCCACUUUCCCCACUGACAGAACUUUUCGCUUCUUUAUUUAUUAUCAAGUUUUGGGUGCUUUUAAUUAAAUAUCCUUUGGAGAGCAUUUCAUUUCUCAGCCGAACUUGAUGGAUGAUUUCCCUUUUUUAUUUCGCCCUGCUGUUCCGAUGAUUUUGGUUUUUGUUUUCCAAACUUUUCCAAACACUGGCGGGGCGAAAGUGUUGGGGUUAGCGGGGCAAUCUGUCAACUUGUCGGAAAGAAAACUUUUUAAAACGCUGCUCAAAAGUUCAAAGUCAGCUCUCAGCUCUCGGCUCUCGGCUCAGAGAAGUUCCGCCUGUGAGUCCCGUAAGUAGCUCAAUUUAACAUCAACAACUGCAUUAACAGUAAGCCAUAAUAGCAACAACAACAAAAACAACAACAACAACAACAAAAUAAAGAAAAAGACAUUUUCAGGUAUUCAACAAAAUGAAUUAAAAGUACUCUAAACACACACACAAAAUAAAAAAAAUAAAAUACAAAUUAAGAUAAAAUGAAAUUAUUUUUUUUGCUAUUGUAUAAAAUAUAUUUAAGAGUUCUGUGUAAAUAUUUGGAAAUAGCGUGUCCAUGCAAAGCAUAAAUGAUCCCAAAGAAAAUGUUCCGGUUUUCCAUUGAAAAUAAGUCCAGGAAUGGGAGUCCGGGAUUCGAAGAAAUUCCAGCCAUCAUCCUCUCCUGCCUGCAAUAAAUACGAGAACAUAAUGCCCCUAUUUUAUCAUGUAUCAAAAUAAUAGUAAAAGUUCCAGUGGCCGCUUAUCAAAUCAAAGAAAUACUCAUCAUAUGGGAAUACCCCCCCCACCACCCGCGAGAACCCAAAGGGCUUCUCAGUUAACUAAAUACUUGUACUAUUUAUUUAGAAUUAGGUUAGCCUUAAUAUUGUAUAGUUGUAUCGAAUACGUAACCGAAAAGUCGUCAUAACUAAUUUCAAGGAUUGAGCAAAUAAAUGAUGAUGAGAAA